Molecule: messenger RNA, 4689 nt
Organism: Echinops telfairi (small Madagascar hedgehog)
Lineage: Eukaryota; Metazoa; Chordata; Mammalia; Afrosoricida; Tenrecidae
Gene: DPYSL2
Product: dihydropyrimidinase like 2
Exons: 14
Coding region: 124-2142 (672 amino acids)
Cellular component (GO): cytoplasm; cytosol
Molecular function (GO): hydrolase activity, acting on carbon-nitrogen (but not peptide) bonds, in cyclic amides
Source: RefSeq, a predicted model, not a curated record
UUCUGUACACCUUGCGGUAGGCAGAAGGCAGCGGCCGGGGGAUUUUUGCACAGAUAGAGGGAGACUUAGGGACUGGUAGACGGACGGACGGACGGAGAGGACCCUUCCCCAAGCUCUCGCGCCAUGGCGGAGAGGAAGCAAUCCGGGAAGCCGGCAGAGGACGAAGAGGUCCCUGCCUUCUUUAAAAACCUGGGCUCAGGCAGCCCCAAGCCGCGGCAGAAAUUCUGUGGCAUGUUCUGCCCGGUGGAAGGGUCCUCGGAGAACAAGACCAUCGAUUUCGACUCGCUGUCUGUGGGCCGGGGCUCGGGGCAGGUGGUGGCUCAGCAGCGGGACGUCGCCCACUUGGGCCCCGACCCGCAGGCGCCGUACUCCCGGCAGGGCCGGCCAUCUGUUGAAUCGGCCCGGAAGGUGGAGAUCCGGCGGGCCUCGGGCAAGGAAGCGCUGCAGAACAUCUACGACCAGAGCGACCGUCUUCUGAUCAAGGGAGGUAAAAUUGUCAACGAUGACCAGUCAUUUUAUGCAGACAUAUACAUGGAAGAUGGGUUGAUCAAACAAAUAGGAGAAAAUCUGAUUGUGCCUGGAGGGGUGAAGACCAUCGAAGCCCAUUCAAGGAUGGUGAUCCCGGGAGGAAUUGAUGUCCAUACUCGUUUCCAGAUGCCUGACCAGGGAAUGACCUCUGCUGAUGACUUCUUCCAAGGGACCAAGGCAUCCCUCGCUGGGGGAACCACUAUGAUCAUUGACCAUGUGGUUCCUGAGCCUGGGACGAGUCUCCUGGCCGCCUUUGACCAGUGGAGGGAAUGGGCCGACAGCAAGUCUUGCUGUGACUACUCUCUGCACGUGGACAUCACCGAGUGGCAUAAGGGUGUCCAAGAGGAGAUGGAGACCCUGGUGAAGGACCAUGGGGUAAACUCCUUCCUCGUGUACAUGGCUUUCAAGGACCGCUUCCAGCUAACAGAUUCCCAGAUAUAUGAAGUACUGAGCGUGAUCCGGGAUAUCGGGGCGAUCGCCCAAGUCCAUGCAGAAAACGGCGACAUCAUUGCAGAGGAGCAGCAAAGGAUCCUGGAUCUGGGCAUCACAGGCCCCGAGGGACACGUGCUGAGCCGACCCGAGGAGGUGGAGGCGGAGGCCGUGAACCGCUCCAUCACCAUCGCCAAUCAGACCAACUGUCCGCUCUACAUCACCAAGGUCAUGAGCAAGAGUGCGGCGGAAGUCAUCGCCCAGGCCCGGAAAAAGGGCACUGUGGUGUAUGGGGAGCCCAUCACUGCCAGCUUGGGAACUGACGGCUCUCACUACUGGAGCAAGAACUGGGCCAAGGCUGCUGCCUUUGUCACCUCGCCACCCCUGAGCCCGGAUCCGACGACUCCGGACUUUCUGAACUCCCUGUUGUCCUGUGGCGAUCUCCAGGUUACUGGCAGUGCCCACUGUACUUUCAACACAGCCCAGAAGGCUGUCGGGAAGGAUAACUUCACCUUGAUCCCUGAGGGUACCAAUGGCACCGAGGAGCGGAUGUCCAUCAUCUGGGACAAGGCUGUGGUAACUGGCAAGAUGGACGAGAACCAGUUUGUGGCUGUGACCAGCACCAAUGCAGCCAAAAUCUUCAACCUUUAUCCCCGGAAAGGCCGCAUCGCUGUGGGGUCCGAUGCUGACCUGGUCAUCUGGGAUCCGGACACCGUGAAGACCAUCUCAGCCAAGACGCACAACAGCUCGCUAGAGUACAACGUGUUCGAAGGCGUGGAGUGCCGGGGCUCCCCGCUGGUGGUGAUCAGCCAGGGGAAGAUCGUGCUGGAGGACGGCACCCUUCACGUCACCGAGGGCUCCGGGCGCUACAUCCCCCGCAAGCCCUUCCCCGACUUCGUUUACAAGCGGAUCAAGGCCAGGAGCAGGCUGGCGGAGCUGAGAGGGGUCCCUCGCGGCCUCUACGAUGGGCCGGUGUGUGAGGUGUCGGUGACGCCCAAGACGGUCACUCCAGCCUCCUCGGCCAAGACGUCUCCUGCCAAGCAACAGGCCCCUCCUGUCCGGAACCUGCACCAGUCUGGGUUCAGCUUGUCCGGCGCCCAGAUCGACGACAACAUUCCUCGCCGCACCACCCAGCGCAUCGUGGCACCCCCUGGCGGCCGUGCCAACAUCACCAGCCUGGGCUAGAGGCCCCGGGCCCCUGGAACCCCCCUUGGGGAUGAGGGAUGGGACACCUGCGGACAUUCUGAGACUUUUCUUCCUUUCUUACUCCCCCCCCCCCCAUUCCCCUUUAAGAGCCUGUGAUAGUUACUGUGGGGAAGCCAGUUCAUGGGGCUCCCUCUUAGUCCUUCACCCGGAAGUCACUGAUUUUACUCCCCCGCUCCCCCACUCAUCUCCGAGUAUCACACCCAAGCCUAUCCGCCAACCCCGAAAACGGAACCGCACCCCACACUCAGACAUGCGAACAAAGCAAGUCAGAGAGGUGUGCCCUCAUCGCCAUCCUCUGUUGACCUUGUUAGCAUCUUCCUUUUCACGGAGGGAGAGAAAGUGAAUUUCCCAGGAGCUGCCUUUUUUUCUUAAAGACAACACUUUGGUUUUUUGGUUUUGGUUUUUUAAAGUCUUUUCUUUGUGGGGCUGGGUUGGGGGAGGGGGUGGGGAGGAGAAUUUUUGUUGUGCUUUGGACACUCAAUUGGAAGGUCUAAUUCAACAUUAUUAAUACAAGGGGUUUGAACUGGACAUCCUAAUGAUGCAAUUACGUAACCACCGAGCCGACUCGGGGAGGUAGGCAGACCUCAGCCUGUCACCCCCGAGGGGCUCCAAUUGUCCCAUUGCCAUAUUCCGUAGUCCUCUGGGUCAGCUGCUCACAAAGCAAGACGUGCUUUCUGUUGGGCCUAGAUUCUGCUGCCGAUCGAACCUUGGGAGGGUUGCCGUUUCUCUCUCUUUUCACCUCUUUUGUGCUGUCUCUGCUUUUCCUGCCUGGGCCCUUUCAAAUGUCCGCCCUCAUUGGUGUUGGCUCUCGCCCUGCCUCACCUCCUCGCCUCCUCUCUUCUGUCCUUUUACUGUUGUGCUAAGAACCUGCCCGAGGACUCUGAGCUUUGCCAUUUCCACCAUAGUAGAUGCUCUUUGCCUCCAUGUAGACUGGUGCUACCCACCCGCCACCCAUCACGAGGCCGGGCGCUGGAAGGGGAGCCACUCCCCCAGGUGCAGGGACGGGCCACACUAACUCACCCACACGGUCAGUCAGUGCUGGGCUGAGGCUGUGCGGCAUGGAGGCGUUCCCUCUGACAGACCACCACCCCUGUCGAGUGAGCCUCAUGACCCAAGUGAGCGAACCACCUUCAAGCCCAGAAGGAUUGGAUUUGGGGGAGUCUGGCCUCAGUGGCCUUCUGUUUGCCCAGGAAGUAUCUUCUGGAAGUUUAGAACACAUUGGGGCUUUGAGGGAAAAUCACAUACCGUACAUACUCAAGUAUAAGCUGACCCGAAUACCAGCCGAGGCACCUGAUCUUACCACAAAAACUGCAUUAAAAGUGUGCUGGAAAACUCGGCUUAUACACGAGUAUCUACGGUAAGUUGGGCAGAGGCUAGGGGUGGGCCAGUGUCGAAAUCACCUUUCUUGACCAGACUAUUUUGAAAGAAAGACUACAGCACAGGGAGGUCUUCUCUCUUCCAGAAAAUCUUUGGGAGAUUUGACUGACACUCCAUCGAACUUUGCAAGAGGACAAAGGAAAUCUGUUUUAUAAGUGAUAGGCCACCUCAGAGCUUUUGUGGGGAAAAUCACCAGUUAAACGUUGGCCGCCUGUAGACCACAGGUGACCUGGUGUCUGCUUCCUUUCCUUGUCUGAGUGACAGCUUGCCACUCAGCCCUCCUCUGCGCACCACGCCCGUCUCUGCGGAUUGGUGAUGCAUUUCUUUUCAAGCGUGUUGAAGGUUCUCUUGAGAAAUGCUCUGUUUGUAGGCUUCUGUAAAAUCAAAUCCGCUUUUGUAAAGUAUGACGUAAUACAGUAGGUCAUGACAUCAUCACACCUGUCUGUCCACAUGUUUUUGCCUUUGGGGCGAUCGUUGGGUUUUUUAAAAAAAGUUGUUUAUUUGUUAUUUUCAAAGUAAUUUGCACUUUUAAAAAUAAUUGGUUAACUUAAUAUAUUUUACUGUUUUUUUUUCUCUCUCACCUGCACUUAGAGGAAAUUGGAACAAGUUGGGAAAAAAUUUUUGUUUCAAUUCUAAGAAACAUCUGCAGCUCUUUCGUAUUCACUUAGUCUUCCCGUUUCUUUCUUUCUUUUUUUCUUCCCUGUAUCAGGCCAUGGUAUUUUUGGUUCUUUGGAUUGUUUUCUUCAAACAAUUUGAAACCUGAAAAUUUCUGUAGGCUGUGUAAGCAUGUUUACCAGUUGGCUUGCUUUGUGUGUCUGUUACGUGAAUGUCCUAUGUAAAUGCUAAAAUAAAUGGACAGUGUCUCAGAACUGAUCAACUGCAGUGACUUGAUGCUCUCCCCCAGUGUAGGAUUUAAUUAAUGAUAGACGGUUUUCGCCCUUGGAAUUGUGGUUGUGACCCACGAGUGGAAGAACUUUCGAUGCUAAGCUGAUCAUGUGUGUAGCCAGAAAAGUACUUUUUUUUUUUUGUAACCACUGUCUUACCUGGCAAAAUAAUGAUGGUAAACGAACAAGUCUCGUGUGUAUUACCCCUUAAGAACGCUGUGUUAUAUUACCAUGGAAAGCCUAAUAAAGCAGAAUGUGGUCGUUU